UCAUGACAAUUUCAGAUUGUAAGAUUCUAUUCAAGAAAAGAAAAUAUUUUAAAAACUAAAAAUAUUUUCCAUUUAAAACAGUAAAAAUGUUGAAUAAUGACCUGAACCAGUCUGUGGAAUUAAUUGAGAAGGUUAAGCUAACUGUGGACAGGCGUGACAAUGGUUGGCUUCAACUUCAUGUUUGCCCGGAGUUCAGGAAAACAGGUGUAUGUGGAGCUGAUGCUAGAGCUGAACUAUGUAUCUAUGCUCAUCCUCCCCCAGAGAACAGAAACCUACUUAUUCUUAACUCAGGCCUCAACAAUGAGAUAGUUGUCUGUUGUUUUGAGGACGUAUUCCGAACGUGUGCCUGGACAAACUGUAAAUUCUACCAUCCACCAGAUCAUCUCAAAAAUCUUGUCAAAACUAAUGGAAAAAAUAAUCUUAGACUCAGGAAUGAGCUGAAACAAAGCUUGGGAAUACAAAGCAGACCUCAGAAUACUCUGAUUACCCCUGUUGGUGUUCAACCAAGUCCCCAGCUCCCCUACUAUUUUCUUCCUCACUACCCUACCCAAUACUACAAGCAAGGUGUGGGUCCCUCUGUUUACACUGAACAAGCUCCUGUACUAUAUAAGGACGAUGAGGUUGAGAGAGAUGUGAUACCACCCGGUGAGUCUAUCUCUAAAAAAAGAAGUAGAACUCCUGAACCUGUCCAAGCUGGUUCAAUUAAGAGAGCACCAUCUCUUCCUCAACCUUUUUAUGAUCCCUUCAGAAGAUAUGUUGUACAGGAUGUAGGAAAUGUGGGAGGAUCUAUGGUAUAUCCCCCUCCAAUGGAUAUUUAUGGGCUCAGUAUGUUUUAUCAGAAUCCAGGAACUGUACUUCCAAGUUAUCCUUACCUUCUUAAUUAUAGCAGCGGAGGAUUUGGAGGAAUGCCGCCACCAAUUGAUUCAGGAAUCAACUUUGGAUUAGAACAAUUUCAAAUCCCAACUUUAACCUCCAGCAGAAAUGUUAUCUAGUUUCCACGUAAUUGAUUAAUUUCUAUUUGUCAUAUGUUCAAAGGGUUUCCUUAAGGGCAGAGAGAAAAUAAAAUUUAAAGUAUUAUUUGUCUACAAUCAGCAAAAUUUAGGAAGUAAGGCACAUUUUAUUCUUAGUAAAAACUUGCAUAAAAUCCAAGACACGCUUUGCUAAUUUGUUCGGGGCUUUUCUGCAAUUCAUUUUUAACUUUUCGCUUACAAAACUGUUAGAAGAUAUUUUUAGCUUGAUUUGCAUUCCUUUGAUUGAUUCUAAUUAUGAUAAUUUAUUAAAAUCAUUUAAUAAAUAUUCCAAUAUUUA
This is a messenger RNA of Eurytemora carolleeae, 1308 nucleotides long. Its product is annotated as protein muscleblind. Lineage: Eukaryota; Metazoa; Arthropoda; Copepoda; Calanoida; Temoridae. The transcript is spliced from 12 exons. The record is from RefSeq and is a predicted model, not a curated record. The coding region runs from base 87 to 992 and encodes 301 amino acids.